AUGCUACUCCAUCUCGACGAGGCAGAGCAUGGCGAAGCUGUCCGAUUUAAAUACAAUGGAGAGAGAUAUCUUUUCUUUGGCAACGUUGACCUAUCCACGGCAACAUCGUAUCAUAACAAUCUGAUAACUUGGACGCCGCAUGGGGAAGAAUUACUGAAUCUUCGCAUAAACCUAGGCUAUAAGAGGGAGGAUAUACUGCCAAACCUUCCAGGUCUUGCGGCUACUGCCUCUCAAGGAUGCUCCUUUUGCGGUAUUUUGAGGGGAGAUGUCAUCUCCAUUUUGCCCAAGAUUGGGACUACUUCUUCAGAAAUUGUGGAUGGCUUUGGUGAUUCUGGUCAGAUAAAACUCAUUAUUACUGAAGUCUCCUACAAGUUAGGGGAGUAUUAUGAUGUAGAAGUGUAUCCUUGCGCCACCUGGUUUAAUAUUCAGAGGAGGCCAUUUUCCAAUCGACUUUUAUCGGAGCUAGCAGUGAAUCGCCUGCGCGAGCUAAUCGCUCAAUCAUCAAAUGAGAUGUCUGCUUCGGAUGACAACGCAUAUUUGCCCACGCGUCUGUUAGAUGUAGGAUCAACCACUGAGCCAUGUCUCCGCUUGGUCUCUUUGGAGAAUUAUCCACAGCUUCAACCGGCAGCGGCAAAUGCCUUUGCAAACAGAUACGCAGCUGUGAGUUACUGCUGGGGUACCAAAGAAGAAGCCGAAAAGCAACUGAAAACUACCGUGAAUACUCUGCAGCAGCGUUUCUCGGAAAUUGACCUCAAAAGUAUGCCACACACUGUUGCAGAUGCUGUUCGGCUGUGCCGCGCGAUUGGCCUGCGCUAUCUAUGGAUUGACGCUUUAUGCAUUAUACAAGACGAUGACAACGACUGGACGAGGGAAUCCUUUGAAAUGUCCAAUAUAUACGCCAACAGUUUUAUUACAAUCUGCGUUGUUACAGGGACUUCGUGCUCGGCUGGAUUCCUGGACAAGCGUCAUAAUCAAAAAACGCUACAAAUAAAUUUCACCUCUCAGAUAGAUCCAGCAGUCAAAGGAAAGCUAUUUCUCCGAAUUUACAAGCAUCCUACACUUAAUCUCACGACAGAAUAUACAAAGAUGUCUGUCUCCGAAGGGCUCAUGAGAAAUGACAAGCUCGAAGUUGACGAGUGGGCUCUUGAAAAAGCCCCAUGGUUCCAGCGCGGAUGGACGUUUCAGGAAAGUCAUUUUUCAAAACGCAAACUUCUCAUCGGGCAUGAAAUGGCGUAUAUGUGGCAUGAAGACAGCAUGGUGUCGAUGGACGGAACUCGGCACGAUAGGUCACAGCUUACUUUGGAAGCUCAUAGGAGCAUGCGUGACGCUAUAGACCAGUGGUAUACCAUGGUUAGAUUCUACGUCCGGAGAAAGCUUUCUUACGAGCGAGAUAGAUUGCCGGCCUUGUCUGGCCUCGCUAGGGCUUUGGGAACUUCGUUUCCCGAUCUAGAGUACCUAGCGGGAUUAUGGAAAGCCGAUCUUCAUAGAGGACUGUUCUGGAUAUCGGGGACUACGCAAAGCUACCGAGAAUACGUCAAGCCGCUCAAGUAUGGAUACGUCGCACCUUCAUGGAGCUGGGCACGCCGUCCAGGUCCCAUCUACUGGUUCUUGGGCGUCCAGUUUUCCGUCGGCGUCAAGUACACGCCGGAAUUUGAGCUGCGAGCCGCCAAUGUCGUCACGGACAAACUGAACCCUUACGGCCGUGUAUUCAGCGCAUGCCUAGAAAUGAGUGCAAAAAUAUACAGAAUGGUGCCGCUGGGAGUUGAUGGAGAGGAUAGCAGUAACAGGAGGAGGCCAUGUGCAAAAGAAGCUCCUGAAGAUGAGAGGCUACAUCUGCACACUUACCCGUUUCACUACGUCCUGCGCUCGAAACAGGGCGACUACGUGGCUAAUUUGAACUUUGAUUGGGAUGUUAAAGGUUUUCGUCAUGAUGGCUAUGGGUACCCGGAUGCUCCUUUGGAUGAGAUGCGAAUGCUGCUGAUUUCGAGUUCUGAUCUCAGCGAUGGAGAUGUACAUCGAGAUUUGGAUAAGGCCCUUUCUGACCAGAGGAUGAUGGUUGGUCUCCUAGUUAUGCCGACUCGGAAUGUGGAUGAGUUUGUUAGAGUUGGCUUGUGGUAUUCUGUGGCGAAAGGGCUCGGUGGUAGCAAGCUGUGGGAAGAUAUUCAGCCGCAAGUAAUCAGACUUGUUUAA
Trichoderma asperellum CBS 433.97 is the source of this 2190-nucleotide messenger RNA. RefSeq lists its product as uncharacterized. NCBI's taxonomy places the organism in Eukaryota, Fungi, Ascomycota, Sordariomycetes, Hypocreales, Hypocreaceae. The record is from RefSeq and is a predicted model, not a curated record.